Enterobius vermicularis (human pinworm) is the source of this 2220-nucleotide messenger RNA. NCBI's taxonomy places the organism in Eukaryota, Metazoa, Nematoda, Chromadorea, Rhabditida, Oxyuridae. The record is from the annotation of a GenBank genome assembly.
AUGUCUGUUGGAGAAGAUGGGCCAAGUAAAUGCAGCCGAAAAACUGCGUUAACUUUAUUUUUUGCUGCUGAACUCUUUGCAUUUACGUUCAGUUUAAUUGCUCUAUUAAGUCCAACUUGGCAGUACGCUAACCUUGAGAAUGGACGUACGGAACAUCAUCAUGGAUUGUGGUUGGAUUGUAAACGUGAUUACUCUCAUGAGUAUGGUCGAAAUCGAGAUUUCUAUGAGACAUUAAACAAGCUUGACGUACAGCAACAUCCGUUUGAUCAUUUCUUUCUACCUCCAUUAGAUUGCGUCUACAAAUUUGAUUAUUAUAUUGAUACUGAAGAUUUAUAUGAUCAUAACCAUGAUGAAAAUCGUCUGCAAGAUGAUGCUAAUCAACACCUUUUUCUUGGCUGGAAGAUAGCUGCCUUAGCUGCUUUCGGUCUUGCUGUUCUGGCGUCAGGAGCAUCACUGUUGCUAUGCAUAUGUGCAUUUUGUCACAGAACACUAAUCUGUGCUACUACUGCCUUGGUUUCUGUAUCAACUGUACUCUCUUCCGUUGGACUUCUUGUAUUCUAUAUAUGGGCAAACUAUCAAGAUAACAAUAUUAUUAAAGAAGAUGACGGUAUCUAUGAGCAAUACUUUGGUUGGGCAUUCUACGCUCAAGUUAUUGGGACUGCUCUACACUUUGUCGCAGCAUUUCUUGGCUGUGUGGCUACUUCUGUUGCGUUUACUAAAGGAAAAGCAAAGCUUGUAAAAAUUGAGGUGGUUGAUGGCGACGACACAUCACUUCUUGACGGCGAGUCCAGUAGGCCAUUUAAAAGGUCUUUCUCCGCCAUUUACAAGGUCGAUUCUGCUGCCCUAAGACAGUGGGAAAAAGACUAUAUGAACAAAAUUAAAGACGAGACUUUUCUUAAGCAGAGAAUAGGAUCUAUGCCAAACAUAAGGAAAGGUGAACGAUAUCAGCAAAGAGCAAAUAUUUUUGGCCAAUCGCGGUCGUCAUCACAAACAUUCUUGAAUAUGACGGGUAGCAAUCGCACUUUAACGACAACAACCUUCGACUCAAGCCCUGAGAGGGCGCCAGUAUUAAAUGAAUCCUAUUCCGGGACUUCCAAGCCCGCUUUAAAAUCCGUCCUGAAACAACCAGCUCGUUCGAAUCCGCGCAGUAUAGCAGAAAGCGACGUGACUUACGAAAUCCUUCCAUGCGAUUCAUCUUUUGACGAAAGAGGACAAGGAACAAGCGGCCGAAGGUCUUUAAACACUUACGACAAGGUUUAUGAGCCCACUAAAUGGAAAAAUCAAAGCGACAAAUAUGAAGAACCAAACACUAUCCGGUCGAGGAACUCGCUGUCAAGUUUUGGCGAUGGCAUUUCAGCCCUUCAAAGCGCUCCUCAAAAAAAUUUUGUUUCUGAUGGAUCAGUAAAAAGUUUCGAUGUUGGUCAUCAGGAAGCCAAGUCUACACUAAUUAAUGAUAUCGUGGAGGAAAGGCCGAAAACUGCUGAACCGUGGAUGGUGUUUAGGAAAAGUUCAUAUUUUGACGACGAGUGUACAGCAUCUACGGAAUUCCUUCAACUGAGACAUGAAAACAAGCGUUCAGAAAACAAAAGGAGUAUUUUGCGACCCGAGGUGCUUUCAAAGCCGCCAGUACCGGAAAAGCCUACAGUUCCUUUACGUGCAACACAGUUAUCUAGUAGUCAAAAUAUAAGAGACUUUGCUGUACGAAGAAGAGACACAUCUGAUUCGCAAGAGACUGAUUCUUCACUGAAAACUGGAGGGAUUAAUAUUAAUACAUUUGCUGGUGGAUUUGGUAGCAGGACAGGGCAAAGAUCGAUAACAAACCUUACUGCUCUACCAAAUAACGAUGAGAAUAUUAGAGCAUUUGAAAGGCAUGAUUCCUCUGAUGUCAGUUUGACCAGCAGUUAUUCUGCACCAAAAAAGAAGCCUCACCAUUUGGAUUAUUUAUCGAUAAGUUCGAAAGUACUUUUAAACUUCAAUCAAGGUUGUCAUCAAUUUAGGAAACUGAUCAGAAUUGCACCUGACGAAGUGGAUCGGUCCGUGGGCUCUUCAACGUUGCUUGAAAAUGAGGCUAUAAACGAAUCACCAUAUACUUAUUUAAAAGAAGCAGAGCUUCGCUUAAAUUUGUUUAUGAAUGGUUUGGCUCCACUGAAUGUUUCCAGUGGAAAUCCGUCGUCAUGUGCAGGAUCGUCGAGCAAGGAGACUAGUGUUACAACUGUUUAA